Messenger RNA from Xenia sp. Carnegie-2017, 2200 nucleotides. Its product is annotated as WD repeat-containing protein 3-like. NCBI's taxonomy places the organism in Eukaryota, Metazoa, Cnidaria, Anthozoa, Malacalcyonacea, Xeniidae. The transcript has 20 exons. The record is from RefSeq and is a predicted model, not a curated record. Gene Ontology annotation, cellular component: Pwp2p-containing subcomplex of 90S preribosome; small-subunit processome. The coding region runs from base 1 to 1566 and encodes 521 amino acids. Gene Ontology annotation, biological process: maturation of SSU-rRNA. Gene Ontology annotation, molecular function: snoRNA binding; protein binding.
AUGUGCCUUUUAGAAGCAUCAUGUAACAGCUCACUUCAUCUGAUUGACCCUAAGAGCAAAUGUAUUUUUUAUUUUACAUGCGAUUCAAUGGACUUUGUCAUUCAAUCUGACGAUUCCUGCAUACUCUCUGGCGCAGCUGAAAGUGUUAAAUUGUGGAACAGAUCGACUCAGAAAUGCAUCAGAACAAUGUCUUCUGGUUAUUGUGUAAGUUCGCUUUUUGUACCUGGUGACAGACACAUUGUUGUUGGUACUAAGGCUGGCAAACUCCAAAUAUUUGACGUUUCGUCUGGUUCAUUGCUUGAAACUGUGGACGCACACGAUGGUGCUAUUUGGUCGUUGUGUUUAGCUCCCGAUAAGACGCUAUUCGCCUCGGGAAGUGGUGACAAGGUUGUAAAAUUUUGGGAAUUUGAUUUGAUUACGGAUGAGAACUAUUCAACGACCAGUCAAAGAUUAAGUAUUUGUCAUGCACGAACAUUAAAGAUGAAUGAUGACGUAAUGUGUGUAAAGUUCAGUCCAAAUCAAAAGUUUAUUGCCGUGGCUUUGCUUGAUUUUACAAUGAAAAUUUUCUUCACUGAUACAUUGAAGUUCUUCCUAUCCCUCUAUGGUCAUAAAUUACCUGUUGUUACCAUGGAUGUAUCAACGGAUAACGUUCUCCUCAUUUCAGGUGGCGUUGACAAAAUUUAUUUAUUUGAUUUUGAUUGUCGAAAAUCAAUAUUCGCCCAUGAUGAUAGUGUCAUGGCCGUGCAGUUCGUGCCGAAAACUCAUUAUUUCUUCAGUGCAAGUAAAGAUAAAACGAUAAAAUAUUGGGACGCUGACAGAUUUGUUCAUGUUACGACCUUAAAAGGUCAUCAUUCAGAAAUAUGGAGUCUUGCAAUCAGCCAUGACGGCGAGUUUGUUAUCAGUGGGUCACAUGAUAAAUCGUUAAGACUCUGGGAACGAACGGACGAACCGUUGUUUGUCGAAGAGGAGAGAGAAAUGGAGAGAGAAGCAGCUUACGAAGAAAGCGCCGUAACAGGAGUUGAAACAAUUAUUCCAGGUGAACUAGACACAGAAGCUGUUAAAGCUGGCAAGAAAACUAUCGAGACGAUCAAAGGAGCUGAAAGAAUCAUGGAGGCCAUUGAAUUGUAUAAGGAAGAAAGGCAGAAAGAACUUGAACAUAAAGGGAGUCAAGUGACCAAAGACAAAACGCUUCCAAAGCGCGUCAUUCAUCCGAUUCUUGCUGCCUUUGGUAAUGUCAGUCCUGUACAGUAUGUACUUCUAGUGGUGAAAAAAGUAAAGUCAAGUGAACUUGAAGAAUCAUUGCUUGUGUUACCGUUUGACUAUGUUAUUGAUGUACUGAAACUUCUUCUUGAGUGGAUUAAGAAUGGUUGGGAAACAGAGUUAAGUUGUCGAUGUCUGUUCUUUCUACUUCGAAUACAUCACAACAAGAUUAUAUCCACUCCUGAACUACUGCCAGUAAUAGACUCUAUCAGAUCACAUUGUCGUAGCCGUGUUCGCGAAAGGUUGAAUGAAGGAUACUGUUGGAUUCAAUUUGGCGGGACUACAGUUAAUUCAAAGACAGCUUGAGAAUCGUGACGUCACAUUCUUUGGCGAAACACGCGAGAGACUGGGACAAAUACGAAAAAAGAAGAAGACGAUUUUGAGGAAAUUUCGAUGAAGGUUGUUUUGUUGUUGAUACUCUGACAACUAAAACGAUUGUCUUUGAAAGUACACAAUACCUGAGGUUGAUUUCUGUCUAUAGCCAUCCUCGCAGAUCCCUAACCCAAACUGUACCCCUAGAGGGACGCGUGAAAUCCCCGUGUGCCCUUUAAAUUACAAUUUUCGUGAUCAGCAGACGUUUAAAUUUUGCAUGAUUCAGCAGUUAUUGAUACUGGAUCAGGCUUAAAAGCUAUAGAAAGGAAUUUCGUUCUUGGUAUUUUUAUAACUAAAUAUUGGGCUAGCCUGACAUGGACAAUCGGAGUUUUUUACUUCUAUGACAUUGAAAUACAAUUUUUGUGCCUCUUAUUCUAGCUCUCAGCUACAUAAGUAAUCUUACUGCAAACUGAUUUCAGAAAAGUUAAAUAUAAAUGAAAGUGAGAUCAUCAAAUUCAACAUCACAACUAACGGUGAAUACCUCCAUCGAAUGAACAUAUAGAAUUAAAAUAAGUUAUUACAUUACGUAAAUUACAUAUUUCAUAGUUAUAUAAAAGAAGAGUGUCAC